AUGGUCCUGAUGGUGGACAGGGUGGCAAUGGAGGUGGACAAAUGGCAGACAAUUUUGGAUCAGUUUCAGAGAGAUUGGGAGAGUGGUGGACCUGAUUUUCAAGCAAUUAUAAUGCUUCGGGACUAUAUUGAUGUGAGGAUGCAACACAUACCUCGUGGAGGUGAUAGGAACCAGAAUUAUGAAUUAAGGAAGAAGGUGAGGAAGUUAUCCUUACCUUAUUUUGAUGCUUCCGGUAAGACUACAGCACGAGCUUGGGUCCAAAAGGUGGACACUUACCUGCAGUUGAAUCCUAUGAUAGAGGAGCAAGCUAUUAAAUAUGUUGCUAUACAUCUUGAUGGAGUUGCGCACGAGUGGUGGCACCACAGUAUGGUGACUAUGGGGCAUGGACAGAUUACUUCCUAUGUGGAGUUCAUAGAACAGUUGAUUGAGAGGUUUGACACAAAGGAUCCUGAGUUACACUUCAAGGAGUUGGCACAGCUUAGACAGUGGGGAUCAGUGGAUGUUUAUAUUUCAGAAUUUCAGCGGUUAGCAGUGCUAGUGACUGAUAUUUCAGAGAGGAGACUAGUAGUCCUAUUUAUGGGCAUUCUUUUGGAUCCUUUACGAGGUUGGGUCAAGGGACAUGACCCUUUGACAUUGCAGGAAGCCAUUAAAAAGGCUAAGGACUUGGCACCCUCAUCUCACAAGAGUAAAUUCAAGUCUAAGGAUCCAUUUUAUAGGAGGGACAAGGAUAGGAAGAAAUCAAAUAAGGAUUCACAUCAGCCACGUGAGGACACUAAAAAAUUAGACAAUGACACAUUGAAUGAACUCAGGAGGAAGAAACUAUGUUUCCAUUGUAGGGAGCCUUGGGAUCCUUCACAUAAAUGUCCCCUUAAGGCUAAGGCUAAGCAGAUAGAAUAUUUUUCAGCUGACGAGACAGCUGAAGAGAGUUCAGAUAGCACAUCUUCUUCAGGGGACAGUGAUAGUCAAUCAGCGGCUAGGAAGGAUAGCGGUGAUGAUAGGGUAAUCGCACGCCUGUCAGGUACUCAGAAAUCUAUCACCUUUAAGGUGCAUGGUGUAAUUCAGGGGCAGCGAAAAAUUUCGAAUUUGUACAUGUGGAUUAGAGAUUAUGAGCUGGUUGAUGAUUUCUAUGUUGUGGAUAUGGGUGACUAUGAUGUCAUUAUUGGCAUGGCGUGGAUGACUUCUCUAGUUGAAUUUACAUUCAACUUGGAGAAAGUUGAGAUGAGAUUUGAGCACCACGGCAAGAAAGUGGUACUCUGUGGGUUAUCAGAUGGUGGACUUAGAGUGGUAUCACUUAAGCAGAUGGAGCGUUUGAUUCAUCAUGACCAGGUGCAAUGGGCUACAAAGAUAUUGGUUAUGCUAGAGGUGAUGGAUCAGCAGAAGCAGGAAUAUCCUCUGGAGGUUCUGUCUUUAUUGACCAAACAUUCGAAAGUGUUUGGUGACAUUCCUCCAGGUAGACCUCCUGACAGGGGCAUUGAGCAUGUUAUAGAAUUGGAGGAGGGUGUGAAACCUGUUAUUACUACACCUUACAAGCACCCAAAAAGGUAUAAGGAUGAAAUCAAGAAGGCUAUCAAAGAGCUUCUCAAGAUGGGACACAUCAAGCCAAGCAAGAGUCAAUUUGCUUCUUCAGUGGUAUUGGUAAAAAAGGAUGACACUUUCAGGAUGUGUAUUGAUUGCAAGGAGUUGAACAAGAAAACGAUAAAAAAUAGGUAUCCGAUUCCCCGUAUUGAUGAACUUAUAGAUGAGCUACACAGUGCCUAUUACUUCUCCAAAAUAGAUUUGAGAUCCGGUUACCAUCAGAUAUGGGUCAGGGAGGAUGAUGUGGAGAAGACAACAUUUAGGUGUCAUUAUGGGCACUUCGAGUUCUUAGUCAUGCACUUUGGCUUGACUAAUGCGCCAACAACCUUCCAGUCUUGUAUGAGCAGGACAUUCAGGAAUCAGUUGAGGAGGUUUGUGUUGAUAUUUUUCAAUGACAUACCUAUUUACAGCAAGAAAAACAUAGUUGUUGAUGCCUUAUCCAAGAGACCACAUUUGUGUGCCUUGGGAGUGUUGGAGGAUGAUUGGAGGGAAUUGAUUUCAGCAGAGUAUGCAAAAGACAAGUGGGCUACUGGUAUCAUUGAUGGCACUAUUCGGGAUGACAAGUAUACCAUAGUGAAUGAUUUGAUCAUCUACAAGGAGAGAAAUCUUUUAGUGUCGGGUUCUGCUAUGAAGCAGAAGAUCUUGAGAGCUUUCCAUGACUCACCAUUAGCAGGGCAUUCGGGAUUUUUCAAAACUUACAGGCAGCCCCUACCCAUUCCUGAGAGGAAGUGGGACAACAUAUCGAUGGAUUUUAUCAUGGGCCUACCCAAGGCUCAAGGCAGGGAUUGCAUGUAUGUAGUGGUGGAUCUGUUGACGAAAUUUGCCCAUUUCUUUGCUAUUACAUCCACCUAUACAGCAGCUCAGACGAUAGAGUUGUUUUUCAUAGAGGUAUUCAGGUUGCACGGGUUGCCACGUAGCAUUGUUAGUGACAAGGACAACAGGUUUAUGAGUAAUUUUUGGCAAGAGCUUUUCAGACUGUGUGGAACCGAGCUUACACUGAGCACCAGCUACCACCCGUAG
This is a messenger RNA of Cryptomeria japonica (Japanese cedar), 2595 nucleotides long. RefSeq lists its product as uncharacterized. The coding region runs from base 1 to 2595 and encodes 864 amino acids. Gene Ontology annotation, molecular function: nucleic acid binding. The record is from RefSeq and is a predicted model, not a curated record. The transcript is spliced from 5 exons. Lineage: Eukaryota; Viridiplantae; Streptophyta; Pinopsida; Cupressales; Cupressaceae. Gene Ontology annotation, biological process: DNA integration.